Molecule: messenger RNA, 4163 nt
Organism: Strongylocentrotus purpuratus (purple sea urchin)
Lineage: Eukaryota; Metazoa; Echinodermata; Echinoidea; Camarodonta; Strongylocentrotidae
Exons: 4
Coding region: 280-3969 (1229 amino acids)
Source: RefSeq, a predicted model, not a curated record
UCAGACUAAUAGUAUCGACGAUGGCGUCUAUGGAAAGAGAGAGAGUCUGCCUUGUGCGAAUACAUGACGGAGACGAAUUUUAUGUUGCAGAAUGUUAAAGUGCUAUAAUCGCAGAAACUCUUUUGAAGGCACUAUGUGAUGACCGAUUCAACAGCAAGACUCAGGGUGGUACAUUUCCUUCAAGUGCUCCUGCUUUUCCUUUUCCAAUGACCAGCUGUUUGGGACAAUAAAGAUUCAGCUUCCUGUACUUACACUAUUUACCAUUGAAGAAGCAUCGCCAUGGAAACAAUACAGGCAUACCUGCUGGGUGGUGAGGAUGAGGACCCUGCCCCUGAGCCAGAGACCAGCAGUGAUCCCCUAGCAACCAAUAAGCCCUUCUUUACCAUGAAAGAUGGCAAGUUCUGCUGCACUAGAUGUAACAACCUCUUCACACAGAAGACUAAUCUCCAGCGCCAUGUUCGGAAGGUCCACAAGGAGACAACGACCAGCAAUGCCAGGACAUCAUGCAUCCGUCCUGGAUGCAAGGAGAUGUUCUACCACAAGACCAAACUCAUGCAGCAUCUAGAGGAAGACCAUGGCAUAUGUUUGCAGAAGUCGGAGCUCUCGUUUGCAACCGUGGAGAAAUUUUUGGCAUGGAAGGAGAGAGAAGAGAGUCAGAACUUUGCUUAUUUUUCGAAAGAAAGAGGCGCUAUCCAGUCUUCUCUUUGCAUUCAUCAGACCUAUGCAUGUCAGAGAAAUGGCAGCUCUCGUAGUCACAAAGCCAAAGGAAGUCCUGCCAGGACAACCUCCAGAAAAAAGUCCCAGGGGUGUGUCAAGACAGAUAUGAUCUGCCCAGCAAGGAUCAUUACAGCCAAGUGCCUGAAGACAGGCAACCUCAAGGUUACUUACUACAGUUCACACUCUCACCGCCUCCUAUCCAGCGACAUCAAGUUCCAUCCAUUGCCGCAAAAGUUGAGGGACGACUUGAAGCUGAAGAUCGCGUUUGGGGUCACUGUGGAAGACAUCCUGAAGGACCUUUCUCGUCCAAACCAUAGCAACAUCGGUAACCUGACUGUAUUCAAGAAGCAGCUGAAUAUCUCCAGACACCACAUGCAGCAGAUGCGACGGAAUAUAUUCAAAAGAGCGGAGAAGAAUCCAGAAGGUCUUGACAGCAUCUCCGGCUUAGCCAUUCUUCUAGAGAAACACAGAUCCGAAGGACACAAUCCCAUCAUGAUGUACAAGCCUGAAGGAGGGCAGUACAUCAUUGGAAAGCUUGAAGGUGAUUCCCUGGCAGUGGAGGACAGUCCAGUAGUUGUUGGUGUGCAGACAAAGCAACAGCUUCACAUGCUGCAACUGUUCACAGUCAAGUACCUCUGUGUGGAAUCGGUGCAGUAUCAGAAUUACCUACUGGUGAAUGUCAGCAUGCGAGAUGACUACGGGAGAGGAAGUCCAGUGGCUCAUCUGAUUUGCAGUCCCGACGAUCAAGCAGCCCUCUUCUAUUUUUUCCAGAUAAUCGCAGAAAGUUUCAACAAGUCUAUGAUGGCAGGGGUCUUGACCGAUGAGUCGUCGAGCUGCAUCAACAUUCUCUUGGCCGUCUUUGGUGAGAACCUUAGCCAUGUCUUCUGCAAGCGUCUCGUUCACCAUGACUGGCUGCAUCAGCUGCAUGUGCUUGUCGCGGACAAGGAGCUCAGGAGAGAGAUAUACACAUCCCUGGUCUUGCUCAUGGAAGAAACCAACUUGAAUCAGUUCACAAGUAUGACUAGCACAUUCCUGAACAGAUAUCAGUCCAAGGACAAGAGCUUUGUGGUAUAUUUCAAAGAGUCUUACUUGGAUCGCUGUCCACAGUGGGCAACCUGCUAUGGAAAUUAUUCCUCUGAUCCCAACCACACAACGAUGUAUGAUGAAGCCUUCCACAAGCCGCUCAAAGCAUACCUUGACAGCGAGAGCAAAGAAGGGGAGAUCUAUGACCUUGUGGCUUUCUUGGUGAAGACUGCUGAUGAGCAUAGUGACCAGUCUCUCUUACAAAGUUGUCUGCAACCAACACAAACAGUGGGCCUAAGAUCAAGGCAUGAAGAAGCCCUCCAGAUACCUCUUGAAUGUGUUACAAGAAUGAUGGCAAAGAUGUAUUCAGUGAAAACUGAGACAGAACUGCUACAUGUGAAGAGAGUCAAGAAGUUUUGCCCAGAGGCGUCAUGCAGUCCCCAGUGCCUUCACGUAUCCUGCGUUGAGCUCUGUCCUCAUCUGUACACCUGCACCUGUGGGGAGGAGUCCCAUCUUUGCCCCCACAUACACAGGGUCCACAUGCAGAUGCAGAGCUCCUUCCUGGUCAAUAUCAAAAUGCAGCUGACAGACCCUUCGCGGAAAAGCAGCACCUCUUCAGCACCUCUGCCCCCGCCUCAGAAGAAACUCAGGAGAAGUCCGAGACAAGCACAAAAAGAGGCAGCCAUUCAAGCCAAAGAAUCUGUUGCAAAUUCAGAUGCAAGUGAAGGAACUGGAAAGAAUGGUGAAGAUGCUGCCAUUCCUAAAGGUGAUGCAGCAGACGAUGAUGACGUUGAUGAUGAUGAUGAUGAUGAUGAUGGGGAUGAUGGAGGACUGUUUAUGGCCAACACAUAUGAACCUGAAGAUAAUAAUGCCCAGGAUCCAGGUUUGAUUUUCAAUGCUGAGCCAGUUCCAAUAGAAGAUGACGAGACAUCUGAAGUAAACUUGACAAAAAUAUUAGAUGUCAAUGAUGAACUACUAGCUCUUCUGGAAAAUAAAAAAGUACAAGCUUCCCUGUUCCCAUACAUUCUCAGUGAACUUAAAGCGAUUGUUGCAAAGUGCAAAGCUCAAGUGCCUGCUGACUCCUUAGAUAAUCUUUGGAGGCGGGCAAAGCGGAAAGCUGCCACCCCACUACCUUUGCUACAAAUUAAAAUGAGAGAGACUGCAGUUAUUAAGAAAGCACUAGAGUCCAAGCUUACUUCUGGACAAGAGAAUAGUGUAGAGCAAGGAAGGGUGUUGGAUGCUCAAGGUGGAGGUACACAGGUUACUAAACCAGAAGCGACGUUGCCACAGGCCCCUGCUGCAGCUACAAACUCUUCUGCAGGAUUCAAGGACUUGCUGUCCUACAUCAUAACUUCGGCUGCUCAGACCCAGCCUGGCAAUGCUGUUUACAUGGUUCCAGGGACAGCCACCUCAACAAUGCCCUCAUCUUGUGAAGGGAUAAUCCCUUCAACAGCACUGACCCAAGUGAGAGAGAACUCGCCUGUACAGAUCAUCAUGAAUGCCCCUGCAACGUCCCACAUCCAGACCCUUCACACAGCAUCAUCCACGUCAGGGAUCUCAGAGCCUAGUCCUCUAGAGGCAGAAGCAAUGCAGCCUCUUGUUGCACCACUUCAACAAACUCAAAGGCACCUGUUCCCUCCAGCCACAGCGCCAUCAGGUAUGAUAGAUUUUUCAUCUCUGUCUUCCCAGCUGGUGUCUUCGCUGCCACCUGCUCUAUCAUCAGCAACCCAGCAUCACAGCCAGCAGGAGCCAGAGUACAUCCCUCGCCAGCCGAGCCUGACUCCUGCAGGAAGUGUUUUGUCCCAGACCAUUGUAACACAGAUUGUCCAAAGAGCGGCACCAUCUCCCUACCCGUACAAGGAGCAUUCACAAUCCCUUCCCCUAACAGGCGCAAACCAACAAACUGGUAUGACUGCCUCCUACCUGGCCUCGCAGCUCGGCCACCACAUGAUGCCGCCUCAGCCGUUGGCGCAACAUUUGCCGUCUCCCUACACCUUUACUGGCACCGGACAACCCUUGAGCCACCAGCCAGCACACUCCCUGCCGCAGCCAAGGCAGUACCUACCCCCUACCAAUCAAACCCUGCAGCCUCUUCAGCCUAGCCCUUUCAUGUCUACCAUCCAACCUCAACCUCUGCACCAUCUGACCCCUAACCCUUCCACAUCCCAGGGCCAACAUUUACAUCAGACGGACCCCAACUUUAAAACGACCACUCACCCCAUGUACUGAAUACAUGGAUACAUCUUCUUGCCUUCAAAUAGGUGCGCACAUAGUCAGUGGCAGUGUCGUGGUCGAGUGGUUUAAGGCGCUUGACUGGAGAUGCGAAGGUCAAGGGUUUGAAUCCCACACGGCACUAAUAUCCUUUGGCAAAAUAUUAACCUACACUUGCUAUUCUCCACCUAAGUGUAAAAAUGGGUACCCGG